Molecule: messenger RNA, 3195 nt
Organism: Grosmannia clavigera kw1407
Lineage: Eukaryota; Fungi; Ascomycota; Sordariomycetes; Ophiostomatales; Ophiostomataceae
Product: c6 zinc finger domain containing protein
Exons: 3
Coding region: 1-3195 (1064 amino acids)
Biological process (GO): positive regulation of transcription by RNA polymerase II; DNA-templated transcription
Molecular function (GO): sequence-specific DNA binding; DNA-binding transcription factor activity, RNA polymerase II-specific; zinc ion binding
Source: RefSeq, a predicted model, not a curated record
AUGCCGGCCCACGCGCCGCCAUCGCCGAGCCUGAUUCCCGCCAAGCGGCCGCGCCAGACAUCGCCUGAUCACCAUUCGCCGAUAUCGGCCACGGCCGCGACAGCGACAGCAGCAGCCGCCGCCGCCGAACGAGCGCCUCUGCCGGUGGUGGAAUGUUUGGUGGGCGAGGCUGCCGGAGGCGGCGACGGCACGCCGGCCGCGGUGGUGGUGGCAGUCGGGACAGGGAGCAAAUCGGGUCCGAGCAGCAGCUUCCGCAAUGUCAGCGCGUGCAACCGGUGCCGUCUGCGCAAGAACCGGUGCGACCAGCGGCUGCCCAGCUGCGUGAGCUGCGAGAAAGCCGGCGUGGCCUGUGUGGGCUACGACCCGAUAACGAAGCGGGAGAUUCCGCGAAGCUAUGUGUACUAUCUCGAGGCCAGAGUGGAGCAGCUGGAAGGUCUGCUGCAGGGCAACAGCAUUGCGUAUCCGCCGGCCGACGAGCUGGAGCACUCGAGCACGGCGCGGUCACCGACUGAAGCGGCACGCAGCGUGCAUUCGGAGCAGCUCGACGGCGGCAAUGCUGGUUCGAUGGCCGUGGCCACGGGUGGAGGCAGUGGAGGCAGCGGAGGCAGCGGAGGCAGCAGCGGGCUUUCCAUCAGCAUCAGCAACAACAACAACAAUGGCACGGACGGUGGAACGAUGGCCCAGGCGACGGGCAGCCGAGUGCACCGGAUGCAGGUAAAGGCAGGCGGACGAGACAACAGCAACCAGCAGCAUCAAGACCACCAGCACCAGCAGUAUCAACACCAACACCAACAUCACCACGGCUCGACGGCGGGCGUGUCGUUUGCACGGGUCGUGUUUGCAGCGGUGCAGUCGUCGGUGACGGACCAGAAGUCGGUCUCGGACAAAAACGGAGUGCGGCCGUACAAGCCGAUUGCCGGCAACGGGGCCGUGGGAACGGGGACAUCGAUGCGCGACUCGUUCUUUGGGCUGCACACGAAGCCGACGAUCCGACCGGCGACGUUUCCAGACCGGACGCUGGGCUUGCGGCUGGUGCGGCUCUACUUUGAGCACGCGAACCCACAGAUUCCAGUGCUGCACCGCGAGGACUUUAUGCACACGUUUGAGCUCGCGUAUACGGACGAGGCACAUGGCCGCGGACCUCGGGAGCUGUACAUGCUCAACAUGGUGUUUGCGAUUGGCGGCGGGAUCAUCAUGGGCGACACGGCCAAGCCGGAACCGGUCGGCAACAACAGCAGUGACAGCAGCAGCAGCAGUGGCCGAACACGACAGUGUCAGCCGGAAGAGUACCAUGCCAGCGCGAUCAUCCACCUGGAGGCAUGUCUCAGCAACAGCGGUGGUGGGCUGGAAGAGCUGCAGGCGGUGCUGCUGCUGGCCAACUUUGCGCUGCUGCGACCGGUGCCGCCGGGACUGUGGUACAUUGUGGGAGUGGCGGUGCGACUGGCCGUCGAUCUGGGGUUGUACUACGAGGACGGCAAGGACGUGGACGCGGGACUGCCGAGCAGCAGCGUGGUGCCGACAGAGGUGUUGGAGCGUGAACGCGGCCGCCGCGAAUACGUGCGCGAUCUCCGGCGGCGGCUCUGGUGGUGCACAUACUCGUUUGACCGGCUGGUCAGCGUCUGUGUUGGGCGGCCACCCGGCGUUCCCGACCAGGUGAUGACGACAGAGUUUCCGUCGCUGCUGGACGACCGCUACAUCACGGCGACCGGGUUCCUGCGCAGGGAACACGAUCCGACCGAGCCGUCGUACAAGCGGGCAGCUCAUCAUUACUUCCGGCUGCGGCUGCUGCAGUCGGAGAUUCUGCAGGUGCUGCAAUUCCAGCAGGCGCAGCUGGCACGCGCAACGUCUAGCGGAAACCGGCCGUUUGCCGAGGGCAAGCCGUUCAUGAACUAUGACCUUCCGUGUCCGUAUCUAGCCGGCUUCGACUCGUUCCGGUCGUGGCGCAUCGACAUUGACCGGCGGCUGUACAAGUGGAAGUCGUCAGUGCCGCCCAAGUCAGACAACGGGGUGGCCUUUUCGACCGAGUUCCUCGUGCUCAACUACUGGCAGGCUAUCAUCAUGCUGUACCGCCAGAGCCUCAGCGUGCCGGCCGUGUUCGAGAGCGAGUACCACACAUCCAAGGAGGUCAACAGCCCGACGGCAUACCACUCAGAGUUGCGCGAGGAUGAGGACCGCGUCUAUCUCAAGGUGGCCGAGGCCGGCCAGAAGAUCCUGCGCAUGUACCGCCAGCUGCAUCUGGUCGGCCUGGUCAACUACACGUAUCUGGCCACGCACCACCUCUUCAUGGCCGGCAUCUCGUAUUUGUACGCGAUCUGGCACUCGCCGAUUGUGCGCAGCCGACUGACCAUGGACGAGGUGGACUUUACCAUCCUGGCGGCAACAUCGGUCUUCUCGGACCUGAUGGACAAGUGCCCGCCUGCCGAGGCAUGUCGUGAUGCCUUUGACCGGACAGCCAGGGCGACGAUCAAGAUGGCCAAUGCAAAGGGGGGCUUUGGACAACCAGCCCUAGGACACGGCCGCGGCCACCGCUCACGACAGCGGUCCUCGUCCCGAGGCAGCAUGGAUUUGCAGCGGGUAGACUGGGCUUAUUCGCCGACUACGGACGAGCCGACACCGACGCCGAACCCAGGCCACCGACAGGCUUCACGGCCAUACCGGAUGGCAACGGGCAGUGGUGGCAACAGCGUGGCAGCAGCAGCAGUCAAGACCGAAGCCGACGGCUUUUCGCUGAUGCAGAACACACCUAUUGUGCCGCGAAGCAGCGCCAGUUCGGCCGACAUGGCCAGGACACCCGACGGUUCCAACAUGGACCAGGCUUCCAUCCUAGCAUCGCCGACGAUAGGAACCCAUGUGUCGCCGAUGCAGACAGCAAUGCAGGACACGUCUCCCGCAUCGUUGAUGACCUUGCAGCAGCAGCAGCAGCUCCUGGCGCAGCAAAACGUCGCCUCGGUAUACACGCCCAGCAGCCAGGCCUACUCAGACCUGCAGGGUAUGGACUUUCUCCAAAACUUUGGCGGCGUGGGCGGGGACCAGAUGUUUGGCGGCAGCGCCUUCUCGACAGAGCCGCCGAUGGACAUGGGACUCGGCUUUGGCUGGGAGGGCAUGCACCACGACUUCAAUGACGGCCAGCAGCUGGACCUGUUUGACGGCUUCUUCUUUGGCGGCCAGCAGGGCGGUGGCGGCGGAGGGAUGUGA